AAUCGAUUCAAAGACUCGGCUCAUGGGAAUCAACACAAGAACCUGACAGUGCAGGCGAACAGACGGACGCACCGAGUCGAGUGAUGGAUAUUUACGUCAUUAAACCGGACAUUUCCGAGAUUUAAUAACAGAAAUAUAAUCGUGGAUAUUUUGGAGCGACCUGCAAGAUUUUUCCAUACAUUUGGAGGUGACAUUUGUGGACAUAUUCCCUGGAAAACACCAACGUAUCCAGGUUCAUUUGCUACGUUGAAUCCUGUGAGCUCCACAGAUGCUAGCAAUAUUAGUCAGCUAAGCUAGUUUAUGCUAACCUUAUAUUAAACCUGACAACCUGUGAAUGAGCAAAUGUAGCUAACUGUCCGCGUUGUCUUUCAAUGAAUUAUUAUUAUUUUUACUAAAAAAAAAAUCACUAGUUCAUCAUUGAGUCAUCGACUGCACAGGAGGAUAAGUGUCUCGCGCAUUUAUUAAUUUUGACAGCUAGUUAGCAAGCUACAGGAAGAUUAGCGUCGCUAUAGAACCUCAAUUAGCCCAAUAUAUAUAUAUAUAUAUAUAUUUUAUAGUUUAGACCUGAUUUCUUGUACUUCCUGUAUAAGACAAGGAAUUCCGAUUUUAUAUAUAUAUAUAUAUAUAUGUAUGUGUUUAAUAUUAUUGUAAAAAAAAAAAAAAUCUAAACGACAGCAUACUAUGUUCUUUGUGAAAUGCGUUUGUUGGUUAGCUAACAAUGCUUAGCGAGUGUGCUAGCUGAUUAGCAAACAGACAAAUAAGCUGUUUCAUUUCUUCAUAUUUAAUCCGCCUACAUAAUUUAGGGUGCAUAUGUUGGGGUUUAUAUUAUAGUUAUAAUAACAACAACAAUAAUAAUAAUAACAACAGUAACAUUAAUAAUAAUAUCGUAGUGUUAUUUCCCAAGCCAAGUAAGUAGUAUGCGUGUAGGCUAGUUAAAGCUAAUAAACGGCGCUAGCAUAAAGGAGGCUGUAACGUUAAAAAUAAAACUUGCAGUGUUGGUGACUAUUUCGUUAAGGAAAGUGACUUCUCCUGCAGAUAUCUUUGUUUCUAGGCUUUGUGCUUUGUUGUUUCUCUGGACUUUAAAUAUAAUCAGAAGAAAGGAAGCGCGAAGCUAAUGUGAGCUAGCUGGAGUAGCUAGCUUGUACGCUGUUGGUUCUGGAUGAAUUUAGUCGGUUUUAUGACACACGGUGAACAUCUGGACGCUCGCGGAGGUUUGCUGGACCUUGUGGCUCUGAUGUGAGCAGGAUGGGCUCUCAGGGCAGCCCGGUGAAGAGCUACGACUACCUGCUGAAGUUCCUGCUGGUGGGAGACAGUGAUGUGGGGAAAGGAGAGAUCCUGGACAGUCUGCAGGACGGAUCUGCGGAGAGUCCAUACGCCUACAGCAGCGGAAUCGACUACAAGACCACAACAAUCCUGCUGGACGGAAGGAGGGUGAAGCUUGAGCUGUGGGACACUUCGGGCCAAGGACGCUUCUGUACCAUUUUCCGUUCCUAUUCCAGAGGUGCACAGGGCAUCCUGUUGGUGUAUGACAUCACUAACCGCUGGUCCUUCGAUGGCAUUGACCGCUGGAUUCGAGAGAUCGAUGAGCAUGCUCCUGGGGUUCCUCGGAUCCUGGUCGGGAACCGGCUACACUUGGCAUUCAAACGUCAGGUUCCCACAGAGCAGGCUCGCUCCUACGCCGAGAAGAACGCCAUGACAUUCUUUGAAGUGAGUCCGCUCUGCAACUUCAACGUCAUCGAGUCGUUCACAGAGCUGUCGCGCAUCGUGCUCAUGAGACAUGGCAUGGAGAAGUUCUGGAGGCCCAACCGAGUGUUCAGCUUGCAGGACCUGUGCUGUCGCGCCAUCGUCUCCUGCACUCCGGUGCACCUGAUAGACAAGCUGCCCCUUCCCGUAGCCAUCAAGAGCCAUCUGAAAUCCUUCUCCAUGGCCAACGGGAUGAACGCUGUCAUGAUGCACGGACGCUCCUACUCGCUGGCCAACAGCGGCGGCAGCAAAGGCAACAGCUUGAAACGCUCCAAAUCCAUCCGGCCACCACAGAGUCCGCCUCAGAACUGCACCCGAAACAACUGCAAAAUCUCCUAGCCUGGAAAAGGCGGGGGAAUGAUCCAAACCCCGCCCCUAAAACGCUCCCUCGGAACUCUCGGUAGGAUACGGAUCACAUCUGCUGCGGUCGGUCAUACUUACUACAACAUGUACACCUACACAUAGAGCUUUCUGAACACCUCCUGCGUCUGUCUGGUGGAGAAUCUGCAGAGCGAUGGGACAUCGUGAGAUGGUUAGGUUCUUCAGUCAGCUUGUUAAGCUUUGGUUUGUUAACAGCAUGUUUUUCAGUUCCUGAAAAGAGUUUGAACAAACUCGCCAGAGAUUUCGCUUCUUUUGUUCAACGGAUGGCUUUUAAUUAUCACGGCCAUGCCACGCAUGCUACGUUACACCACGGUUUAGAAGUGCUAGCAUAUCUGUGAAUUGCACUGUGAGGUGGUGGUUCGCAUGCACUAUGAUGAACAUAGAGUGUGUGACUGCAUUUCGUUUGAUUUUCUUCUCCUAAUGUCAGUCAUUUCUGGAAAACCACACAUCACCUUGAGCACCUCCUCAGGGGACCGUUUUUGUGUUGACCCCAUUCAACUGUCUUUAUUCUUCUACUUCCCAAAAAAAAAAACCCCAAAAAAACAUUGUCCUGCAUUAUUAUUAUUUUUUUUUUUACUGGAACACGUCCCUUUCUGGAUUUUUGCCCCUAAACAGCCCUUAUGCCAAACCCUCUCUAAUCCCGUCUUACGUAGUUGACGUUUUUGGUUUAGUUUAAUGCUCCAGUGCAUUUGAGUUCAGUCUCUCCAGUGUUUCUGACUCUAGUGUUUGUGUGAUUGACACAUAAGUUUCAACAUGGCUCCCUAAAUUAAAAAAAAAAACAAAAAAAAACUAUUACAGUAAGGUCUAAGGGUAGUUCCGAACCUUUGUUCAAAACUAAUAUUGGCUUAAUUCUAAAACCCACUUUUCGAGAUCAGCUGGAAUAAUACAUUAGACGCCGGUAUGUUACACUUUCCUCAAGGUUCGUCAUAUCCGUACACCAUCAGAGACACACCUUUUUGCAGAACUCUUCCUUGUUUUUUUCAGAAGAAAAAUCUGCGGAGUAAAAAGUUCACUUACAAACAUGUUUUGCUAGACGUCUAGAUAAAUUAAACAGGUUUUAUGGGGAUUUUUUUCUCCCUUACAGCAGGGAAUCGUGUUGCUUCUCGUCUUUAAUAAUCACACACUCGGGUGCGAGAGAAGAAGCGCUGGAGUAUUUCCUUAAAUGCACUGGAUCAAUCUGAUGUUUUAUCUUAAUGUGAGCUGAAACAGUGUUUCUGUAGCAGUGUUACUCUAAAGAUCAGUUCUCUUCACUCUGCACCACACGGUUUUCAUUCAGUUUUCUGAGGAACAUAAAUACGGCGAUUUCAUGAUUUGAUUAAAAAACGCAGAGCGAAGAUCUUAUGAAUAUUAAGCACAAACCUUAUAUCAAUAUCACCCUCUUUUUAAAAGAGCAAUCAGAAAAAGACCCCCACUACGAGCCUAUUCCUAAUUAUUGUGAUGAAUUAUUUACGAAUCUAGUGAAAGGAGCAGCGACUUCUUUUUAAUCCUGAUGAAUAAUAAAUUCCCCAUUUUGCAAAUCUGCAGAUCUUCAAAUCAGCCUUGAAAACACUGCAUGGAGUCUUCAGGUUCUCUCUCUCUAUAGCUAUCUCAGGGAUUUUGCUCAUACCCUCCCCGAUGGAUAACCGUGCCACGUCACAAAUAGAACCUUUGCUUUUACCUUUUAAGCUAUAUGCACCUUACGUGCUCGUGUUUGGAGAGAAACAAAGUGAAGUAGGAUCCUGCGCUUGAUCCGUCCGCUUUAGCUAGGAAGUGACAGAAUCCGGUGUGAGAAUGUAACCCGUUGUAUAUUAUUUAGUGAAUUUAAAAUCAAUCUACAGUCACCUUUUAGUCUGUAACGUUCAUUCUGGAGGACUGUGACAUAGUUAGGAAAAAUCCUUGGGUUUUGUAAGGUGAGUCUUGGUUUUAUUUUGUGAUGCAUCUAGUUUAAUCUUUGUCUUUUCUGAACCUCUUUGUUUGCUUUUAAAAUGAGAGAUUGUUUUCCCCACACAGAUUAAACCUAUAAGUGAACAAAUCAAUUCACAUUUAUUACAUUUUACUUUAUUUUAAUCUGGUUUAAUCUGUGUGUGGAAAAUGUUCCCUGAUGUCCUGUGGGUUUGGCUGAAUAAACUGAAAGGGAUGAACAAUGUGAAUGCAGUCAGCACACACAGUUGUAAACACUAUUUUUUUCUCCUUGGGUGUAAGCUAAAAGCUGCUGAGUAAUUUAAGGAAUCAUAAAAAUGUUCUUGGAACGAUGAAACCGAACCAUUUUUAAAUUAUUGACUGUACAGUUCUUAGUGUAUGGGAAAAAAAUGACACCUUUUUUCACAAUAAAAAAAUGGACAGUAUAA
Hemibagrus wyckioides is the source of this 4451-nucleotide messenger RNA. It is a transcript of the gene rab40c, whose product is annotated as RAB40c, member RAS oncogene family. Lineage: Eukaryota; Metazoa; Chordata; Actinopteri; Siluriformes; Bagridae. The transcript is spliced from 6 exons. Gene Ontology annotation, biological process: intracellular signal transduction; protein localization to plasma membrane. Gene Ontology annotation, cellular component: plasma membrane; synaptic vesicle; endosome. Bases 1246 to 2082 code for a protein of 278 amino acids. Gene Ontology annotation, molecular function: GTP binding; GTPase activity. The record is from RefSeq and is a predicted model, not a curated record.